CACUAUUAUCACAUAUCCUCUUGUCUUCUCCUUUCCUUCUCCUUUCCUGGACCCUCUCUGCACGUUACUGCUACCUUCUCUCUACCUGCUACCUCUCUAGAAGCUUCUGUGUCGCUAACAUUUGGUAUCAGAGGAGGAUUCCAUGGAGGCGGCGAUGCAGGGUAUUCUCGACGCGCUGGCGUGCACAGAGGCACGCUUGACCGAGGCGCUGGCUGGUCGCUGCGGCGAGCAGUCCGCAUGCGAGCGCAAUUCCUCCUUCGACGGAUUCGCGCCUCCUUCUUCCGUCGUCAACGCACAGUACCGCGACGAGCAGACCGCCACAGUGCUCGCGUUCCUGGGGUCCGACGAGAUGUCUUCGUCGACCACGCUCCUCGCCGGCUCGGUAUCCGACCGCUACAUCCCGCCGCUCUACGACGACGACCGCUACACCACGCCACAGCCGUUUGUCGAUACUCUCGCCAACCCCGACGACGACCUCCUCCAGGAGCUCGCGGCGUGCGAGAAGCGUCUCAUUGCUUGCAUCGAAGGUGUGCCUGCCAAGUGUUCGGUGAACUGCCAGAACGCCUUCGGCGGCUUCACAGCACCGGCUACGGAGCAUAUCAUCGUCGACAAAAUGUCCAGCACCAAGCCUAGCCUCACCACAUCCACGACCAUCUAUGGCGCUCCCGUCUUCGACCAAUACUGCGAUGCGGAUCUCGGUGACAACGCCAUGGAGCUCGUCGACAUCGAGCGCAUCGACCUCCUCAGCGGUACGCUGGCUGGCUGCUAUGGCGAGCAGUCCGCACGCGGACACACUCCUUCCUCCUUCAACGACGAUUUGGGUGCCUCGCUCGCCUCGGUCGCCAACAGCUCCAUCCAUGGCGGCCACGGAUCCGUGCUGCCCCACCUCACGCCCAUCUGCGCGGGCACUAGCAGGAUCUCUGUGCCCGAAGACCGGAGGCUGGACUGCGCCGAGGAUUUCGACACCAAUCACUUGGACAAGGGGUGCAUACUCUUCGGUGGCGUGCGCGCGUCCAGGGAGGAGGUAGCGCAGGCGCGAUGCGACAACACCAAGCUCGUCAUCAAGCAGGCCUUGGCUGAGGCCAGCACCGCCAAGGACUCGCUGGAGCUCACCGGUGGUGACAACACGCACUUCAACGGCGUGCAUCGCGGCCAACCGUUUGAGACGCUGAGCAACCCGUCCGCCGACCACCGCCUUCUCCACGCGAGCGUCGACAACGUGUGCCUCAAUGACGCUGUCGCCGACAGGGAGAGCGCGCUCCAGAAUCUCCGCCUGGAGUACGAGUGCGUCAGGGUCAGCGAGGUCACAGCACAGGGCCGCCUCAAGGAACUCAACAGCAUCCUCGCCGCCACAACGACGGCGACGGCGUGCAGCACACCCACGUCCACCAAGUGUUCGAUGCAAGUCCUCAACCACGACGCAUACUCAGUUCCCAACCUCCCCGUGGUCUGCAUCGUGGGCGGGUCCAACUUCCCCAACCUGCGGGGCUUCGAGGCGAUCUGCACCAGCACGGCACGGCCGCGGAGCUCCCGGCGCUCCACGAGCAGCUCCUCCAUCGCGCAACAGCAUCCGCAAGCUGGGGCGGUGGGGUCGUCCGAGUCGGAGCUUGCGGCGCCUUCCUCCGUCCCCGACGACUCUGUCGCGCUGAUCGCCUUCUCCGGCAGAUGCGACUACGCGCGCGCCAACGAGAUGACCAGCGCCCAGAUCGACGCCAUGGCACAGGACGAGACGGACGAGAUUGCCAAUGCCAACAUCGUGGAGCAGCUGACGGGCCUGGGCGUGGAGAAGGUGGUUGCUGCGUACAAAUUCAGGGACCCAAAGACCUCCGACCAGGAGAUGCUCGAGAGCAUCUGUGGCGUGCUCAUGCCCUUGAAGCUCCAAGCUAAGAUCGCCAAAGCCAAGUUCGAGGCGGCGUGCUCGGGCAAGAUCUCGUGCGCGGACAUCGUCGCUUUCACCGCCAGCGACGCGUCCUACUUCCUCAGCAACGACGGCAUCAACUUCAACCGUGCACUCAACUUAUUCAAGGAAAUGAAGGCAACCGGUGUGAAGCCAAACCUGGUCAUGUGCAAUACAAUGUUGUAUGUCAUGGGCCACGCAUUGCAACCUUGGGUGGUGAAGAGCAUCCACAGGGAGAUGAUUGACAAGCAGGUGCAGCACAGCAAGGUGACCUACUGUUGUCUCCUGCAUGCAUACACCAGGGCACACUACGAUGAGGAUGCCAUGGCUGUGUACCGGCUGAUGAAGGAUGAAGCAAUGGACGUGAUGCUCUACAACAUGCUUCUAUCCAGGUACGUCGACAUUGACUAUGUGGACGAGGCUGAGGAGAUCUUCGGAGACAUGAAGGCGUCCAUGGAUGAUCGUUCCAAGCCUGAUAAGUGGAGCUACUCAUCGAUGCUGAGGCAGUAUUCAUCAACUGCCAACAUCCUUGGUGUAGAGGGCAUACUGAAUGAAAUGGUGGAAGAACUGGGCAAGGUGCUCAGCUGCGUUGAGACGGACAAUCACCAGCUUGGUUCCAUGGUAAAGCCCCUGGUUCAUGACUUAGCAGGAAUUGCUCACAGUGGAGGAUUCAAGCAACCGUGGCCUCCACCUAUGGAGUUUGCGUGCUUGGACUGUGCAUGGUCUCCGGCAACUUGACGAUCAUGGUUCGCGGCUUGGGGGCAAGCCGCAUUUUAAGCGGUGGGGAAUGUUAGGAGUGGCUGCCUUGUGGGGCUAUUGUCAGGGGGCAAGUGGAUUUCUACAUCUAUAAAAGGACAGUUGUAUGGUUAAUAGGGAUAUCAAUUACCAAUUAUCAGAAUACAGACACUAUUAUCAC
Molecule: messenger RNA, 2813 nt
Organism: Zea mays
Lineage: Eukaryota; Viridiplantae; Streptophyta; Magnoliopsida; Poales; Poaceae
Exons: 1
Coding region: 143-2635 (830 amino acids)
Biological process (GO): response to oxidative stress; positive regulation of translation
Cellular component (GO): chloroplast stroma
Molecular function (GO): peroxidase activity; mRNA binding; protein binding
Source: RefSeq, marked predicted